Messenger RNA from Portunus trituberculatus (swimming crab), 1749 nucleotides. RefSeq lists its product as uncharacterized. Gene Ontology annotation, molecular function: DNA binding; protein heterodimerization activity; structural constituent of chromatin. The transcript has 7 exons. NCBI's taxonomy places the organism in Eukaryota, Metazoa, Arthropoda, Malacostraca, Decapoda, Portunidae. Bases 134 to 1693 code for a protein of 519 amino acids. Gene Ontology annotation, cellular component: nucleosome. The record is from RefSeq and is a predicted model, not a curated record.
ACACUCUUACGUCAUUCCCGUCCAAUCGUAAGGCAAGGUUGGGCCCCGGCAAACCGUAUUUAAAGAAGUGCCAGCCUAAGCGCUCAACUCGCCCAACUGUUCGUUCCGAGCGGCAGUAACUUACUUACUCACCAUGGCACGUACUAAGCAAACGGCCCGCAAGUCCACCGGUGGCAAGGCGCCCCGCAAGCAGCUUGCCACGAAGGCAGCUCGCAAAUCUGCUCCUGCCACUGGAGGUGUCAAGAAGCCCCACCGUUACAGGCCAGGAACCGUGGCCCUCCGUGAGAUCCGCCGUUAUCAGAAGAGCACCGAACUGCUUAUCAGGAAGCUGCCUUUCCAGCGCUUGGUGCGUGAAAUUGCCCAGGAUUUCAAGACUGACCUCCGCUUCCAGUCCUCCGCUGUCAUGGCCCUCCAGGAAGCUUCCGAGGCUUAUCUCGUGGGUCUCUUUGAAGACACUAACCUGUGCGCCAUCCACGCCAAGCGUGUCACUAUCAUGCCCAAGGACAUCCAGCUGGCUCGUCGAAUCCGUGGCGAGCGUGUGGCUCCUAUGGAGCCGGUGGUCGCAAUCGGUAAACCCUGCAGCCAUGCGGCUGGCAAGUAUGGUCACAGUCGGCGGCCGAUGGCGAAGACGUGGUUCAUAGGGCAGCCGUGGGUGACGUCGGCACGAUGUCCGUCCUGGCACGACCCCUCAUCUGUGCGUCCCUGGAUCUCAGCCCCACUGCCGGGAGUUUUGCAAGCAUCCCGGAGGUCAGUUUUAGGAGACUUCUUGGGAACCAAGCGUGCUGCCUGUCUGGAGUCUCCUCGUGCAGGGCCUGUAGUUCACGACAGUCCCAGGAGUGAACCCCUGGGACUGAACUCAAUGUCAUCCCCAUCCACAAACAGUGGUGCGGGGUUUUGUGGCAAGGGGAAUCACAGUGAACUUGGCCAUGUUGGUCCUGAUCCUCCACUCCUUCUCGAAGGCGUUGACGCGGGUGAUCUCUCUGCUGGUGCGGGCGUUCGUCAUUCUACUGGAGCGGCCUGGAUGGGGAAAGGUGGGCCGAUGUGGCCCCACUCUCACCCUGGCUGUCCUAUCCUCGAGGAAAUCACAGAGCAGGCGCUCAACCGGGCCAGGCAGACCCAGGUGAAGUAUCUUGUACUUCAAUCCAAGAUGCCAGACCCGGUCAAACGCCUUACUUACGUCCCUCAGAACCAAGUUGCAGCGGAAGCUGUUGGCCUGGUGCAGGGCCAUGCGCUCAACUCGCCCAACUGUUCGUUCCGAGCGGCAGUAACUUACUUACUCACCAUGGCACGUACUAAGCAAACGGCCCGCAAGUCCACCGGUGGCAAGGCGCCCCGCAAGCAGCUUGCCACGAAGGCAGCUCGCAAAUCUGCUCCUGCCACUGGAGGUGUCAAGAAGCCCCACCGUUACAGGCCAGGAACCGUGGCCCUCCGUGAGAUCCGCCGUUAUCAGAAGAGCACCGAACUGCUUAUCAGGAAGCUGCCUUUCCAGCGCUUGGUGCGUGAAAUUGCCCAGGAUUUCAAGACUGACCUCCGCUUCCAGUCCUCCGCUGUCAUGGCCCUCCAGGAAGCUUCCGAGGCUUAUCUCGUGGGUCUCUUUGAAGACACUAACCUGUGCGCCAUCCACGCCAAGCGUGUCACUAUCAUGCCCAAGGACAUCCAGCUGGCUCGUCGAAUCCGUGGCGAGCGUGCCUAAUAAGUGUGUCAUCCAAGGCAAGCAAGCAACAACAAACAAUAUCUAGGCCCUCUUCA